AUGACUGAGUUGAACAAUAAAGCAGAUUCCGAUAAACAAGUAGAUAAUGAUAAGCUACUAGAUAUGUUUUUGGACAAAGACUUUGUUCCACAAUCAUAUGUUGACGUUCUACUUUCUGCUACCAGCACUGAAGAUUUAACUAAGACUCAAGCAGUUUCUUCGGCGUUGUUGGCUAGAUUUGAUUACUACACAAAGACAUUAACAAAUGAAUUAAAGACCUCUCUUGAAAGUUUAGAAAAAUUAUCUGAAACUAUACCGAGCACUUGGUCCUCUAGUACCCUAGAUAAAGCUACUUUGGGUACUUCUGAACCAUCAAAUGCACACGGCUCUUCAAAAUUAGAGUACUAUUUAGAAACAUUAGGCAGUGCAGUUAGAGCUCUAGAGGCUGACACACAAAGUAUAGAUGAACAAAUAAAAGAACUAGAUAGUAAAUAUCAAUCUAGUGAUGAGGUAGUAGAACAAUUGGAUAAAUUGGUGAAAGUUAGAAGUCGGUUAAACAGUGUGAUUAAAUGUUUCCAGGAAUUAGAUAAUAUCUUUAGUAUAUCGCCUAAUAUUUCGAGAAACGAACAAGAUGAUGUGUCAAGUAAAUCAGUGUCAGUAUUUGAUUUCAAGCUAUCACUACGAACAUUGGAAGAAACGAUCGAGGAAUCUUUGGCAAGUUCAACGCAAGCUGAGAAGCAUAACCAAAGAAAUACAGAACUGCUGAAAAAAAUUGACCAUUUUAUAGAAUUAAAACCAAUCUUCAAAGGAUUAGACAAAUUCUAUCCAAUUUAUUCAGAUUUUGUUGAUAGUAUUUCCAAAAAAAUGGAAAUUUAUAUGAGCACUAAAGAUAUAGAAGAUGGAUUUUAA
Molecule: messenger RNA, 849 nt
Organism: Tetrapisispora phaffii CBS 4417
Lineage: Eukaryota; Fungi; Ascomycota; Saccharomycetes; Saccharomycetales; Saccharomycetaceae
Gene: COG7
Product: Golgi transport complex subunit COG7
Exons: 1
Coding region: 1-849 (282 amino acids)
Source: RefSeq, a predicted model, not a curated record